Messenger RNA from Pongo pygmaeus (Bornean orangutan), 4807 nucleotides. RefSeq names its product growth hormone receptor (gene GHR). The transcript is spliced from 10 exons. Lineage: Eukaryota; Metazoa; Chordata; Mammalia; Primates; Hominidae. The record is from RefSeq and is a predicted model, not a curated record. Gene Ontology annotation, cellular component: membrane; external side of plasma membrane. Bases 491 to 2407 code for a protein of 638 amino acids. Gene Ontology annotation, biological process: cytokine-mediated signaling pathway. Gene Ontology annotation, molecular function: cytokine receptor activity; protein binding.
CUUCAUCCCAGCAACUCAGAAUGCUUGGCCCCGGCGGCACUCGGCCUCUCCGCAGCAGUUCUCGAACUGGCCUCCUUGAACGUCCUCUUCCCCUUUGUUUCUGCAGCCUGGAUCUGGGGGACGGCAGGCCAGGCCCGGCGUGACCCCUGGUGAACCGUGGCCGCCUUUUCCCACCCCUGCCCUCCCAUCCUCCCUUCUCGUUUCACCCCGCCCCCUCUCUCCUCCCCAAGCCUGACAGCCCGCGAGCUGCCAAGCAGGGCGCAGCCAUGGGAAGAGGAGGAGGGCUAGGGAGCGGCGGCGGCGGCGGCGGCGGCGGCGGCAGCAGCGGCUGCUACAGUGGCGGUGGCGGCGGCGGCUGCUGCUGAGCCCGGGCGGCGGCGGGGACCCCGGUCUGGGGCCACGCGGGCCGGAGGCCCCGGCACCAUUGGCCCCAGCGCAGACGCGAACCCGCGCUCUCUGAUCAGAGGCGAAGCUCGGAGGUCCUACAGGUAUGGAUCUCUGGCAGCUGCUGUUGACCUUGGCACUGGCAGGAUCAAGUGAUGCUUUUUCUGGAAGUGAGGCCACAGCAGCUAUCCUUAGCAGAGCACCCUGGAGUCUGCAAAGUGUUAAUCCAGGCCUAAAGACAAAUUCUUCUAAGGAGCCUAAAUUCACCAAGUGCCGUUCACCUGAGCGAGAGACUUUUUCAUGCCACUGGACAGAUGCAGUUUAUCAUGGUUCAAAGAACCUAGGACCCAUACAGCUGUUCUAUACCAGAAGGAACACUCAAGAAUGGACUCAAGAAUGGAAAGAAUGCCCUGAUUAUGUUUCUGCUGGGGAAAACAGCUGUUACUUUAAUUCAUCAUUUACCUCCAUCUGGAUACCUUAUUGUAUCAAGCUAACUAGCAAUGGUGGUACAGUGGAUGAAAAGUGUUUCUCUGUUGACGAAAUAGUGCAACCAGAUCCACCCAUUGCCCUCAACUGGACUUUACUGAACGUCAGUUUAACUGGGAUUCAUGCAGAUAUCCAAGUGAGAUGGGAAGCACCACCCAAUGCAGAUAUUCAGAAAGGAUGGAUGGUUCUGGAGUAUGAACUUCAAUACAAAGAAGUAAAUGAAACUAAAUGGAAAAUGAUGGACCCUAUAUUGUCAACAUCAGUUCCAGUGUACUCAUUGAAAGUGGAUAAGGAAUAUGAAGUGCGUGUGAGAUCCAAACAACGAAACUCUGGAAAUUAUGGCGAGUUCAGUGAGGUGCUCUAUGUAACACUUCCUCAGAUGAGCCAAUUUACAUGUGAAGAAGAUUUCUACUUUCCAUGGCUCUUAAUUAUUAUCUUUGGAAUAUUUGGACUAACGGUGAUGCUAUUUGUAUUCUUAUUUUCUAAACAGCAAAGGAUUAAAAUGCUGAUUCUGCCCCCAGUUCCAGUUCCAAAGAUUAAAGGAAUCGAUCCAGAUCUCUUCAAGGAAGGAAAAUUAGAGGAGGUGAACACAAUCUUAGCCAUUCAUGAUAGCUAUAAACCCGAAUUCCACAGUGAUGACUCUUGGGUUGAAUUUAUUGAGCUAGAUAUUGAUGAGCCAGAUGAAAAGACUGAGGGAUCAGACACAGACAGACUUCUAAGCAGUGACCAUGAGAAAUCACAUAGUAACCUAGGGGUGAAGGAUGGUGACUCUGGACGUACCAGCUGUUGUGAACCUGACAUUCUGGAGACUGAUUUCAAUGCCAAUGACAUACAUGAGGGUACCUCAGAGGUUGCGCAGCCACAGAGGUUAAAAGGGGAAGCAGAUCUGUUAUGCCUUGACCAGAAGAAUCAAAAUAACUCACCUUAUCAUGAUGCUUGCCCUGCUACUCAGCAGCCCAGUGUUAUCCAAGCAGAGAAAAACAAACCACAACCACUUCCUACUGAAGGAGCUGAGUCAACUCACCAAGCUGCCCAUAUUCAGCUAAGCAAUCCAAGUUCACUGGCAAACAACGACUUUUAUGCCCAGGUGAGCGACAUUACACCAGCAGGUAGUGUGGUCCUUUCCCCGGGCCAAAAGAAUAAGGCAGGGAUGUCCCAGUGUGACAUGCACCCGGAAAUGGUCUCACUCUGCCAAGAAAACUUCCUUAUGGACAAUGCCUACUUCUGUGAGGCAGAUGCCAAAAAGUGCAUCCCUGUGGCUCCUCACGUCAAGGUUGAAUCACACAUACAGCCAAGCUUUAACCAAGAGGACAUUUACAUCACCACAGAAAGCCUUACCACUGCUGCUGGGAGGCCUGGGACAGCAGAACAUGUUCCAGGUUCUGAGAUGCCUGUCCCAGACUAUACCUCCAUUCAUAUGGUACAGUCCCCACAGGGCCUCAUACUCAAUGCGACUGCCUUGCCCUUGCCUGACAAAGAGUUUCUCUCAUCGUGUGGCUAUGUGAGCACAGACCAACUGAACAAAAUCGUGCCUUAGCCUUUCUUUGGUUUCCCAAGAGCUACGUAUUUAAUAGCAAAGAAUUGGCUGGGGCAAUAACGUUUAAACCAAAAUAAUGUUUAAACCUUUUUUGGGGGAGUGACAGGGUGGGAUAUGGAUUCUAAAAUGCCUUUUCCCAAAAUGUUGAAAUAUGAUGUUAAAAAAAAAGAAGAAUGCUUAAUCAGAUAGAUAUUCCUAUUGUGCAAUGUAAAUAUUUUAAAGAAUUGUGUCAGACUGUUUAGUAGCAGUGAUUGUCUUAUUAUUGUGGGUGUUAAUUUUUGAUACUAAGCAUUGAAUGGCUAUGUUUUUAAUGUAUGGUAAAUCACGCUUUUUGAAAAAGUGAAAAAAUCAGGUGGCUUUUGCAGUUCAGGAAAAUUGAAUGUAAACCAUAGCACAGGCUAAUUUUUUGUUGUUUCUUAAAUAAAAAACUUUUUUAUUUAAAAAACUAAAUUAAAACUAGAGGUGAGAAAUUUAAACUAUAAGCAAGAAGACAAAAAUAGUUUGGAUAUGUAAAACAUUUAUUUUGACAUAAAAUUGAUAAAGAUAUUUUUAAUAAUUUAGACUUCAAGCAUGGCUAUUUUAUAUUACACUACACACUGUGUACUGCAGUUGGUAUGACCCCUCUAAGGAGUGUAGCAACUACAGUCUAAAGCUGGUUUAAUGUUUUAGCCAAUGCACCUAAAGAAAAACAAACUAGUUUUUUACGAAGCCCUUUUAUACCUCCCCAGACUCCUUCAACAAUUCUAAAAUGAUUGUAGUAAUCUGCAUUACUGGAACAUAAUUGUUUUAUCUGAAUUUUUAAACAAAUAUUUGUUAAUUCAGAAAACUUUAAAGUGUUUGCACAGAUCAACUUACCGGGCACCAAAAGAAAUAAAAGCAAAAAAAAAAGAAAACCUUUUUUCACCAAAUCUUGGUUGAUGCCAAAAGAAAUACAUGCUAAGAGAAGUAGAAAUCAUAGCUGGUUGAUACGGACCAAGAUGCUUAAGUGCUGCAGUUGCACGCGGAGUGAGUUUUUUAGUGCGUGCAGAUGGUGAGAGAUAAGAUCUAUAGCCUCUGCAGUGGAAUCUGUUCUCACCCAACUUGGUUUUGCUACAUAAUUAUCCAGGAAGGGAAUAAAGUACAAGAAGCAUUUUGUAAGUUGAAGCAAAUCGAAUGAAAUUAACUGGGUAAUGAAACAAAGAGUUCAAGAAAUAGGUUUUUGUUUCACAGUCUAUAACCAGACACAUACUCAUUUUUCAUGGUAAUGAACAGAACAUAGACAGAAGAAACAAGGUUUUCAGUCCCCACAGAUAACUGAAAAUUAUUUAAACAGCUAAAAGAAACUUUCUUUCUCACUAAAUCUUUUAUAGGAUUUAUUUAAAAUAGCAAAAGAAGAAGUUUCAUCAUUUUUUACUUCCUCUCUGAGUGGAUUGGCCUCAAAGCAAGCAUUCAGAAGAAAAAGAAGCGACCUCAGUAAUUUAGAAAUCAUUUUGCAAUCCCUUAAUAUCCUAAACAUCAUUCAUUUUUGUUGUUGUUGUUGAGACAGAGUCUCGCUCUGUCGCCCGGCUAGAGUGCAGUGGCGCGAUCUUGGCUCACUGCAAUCUCCACCUCUCACAGGUUCAAGUGAUUCCCCUGCCUCAGCUUCCUGAGUAGCCGGGACUACAGGCACGCACCACCACGCCAGGCUAAUUUUUUUGUAUUUUAGCAGAGACGGGGUUUCAACCUUUUUGGCCAGGAUGGUCUCGAUCUCCUGACCUCGUGAUCCACCCAACUCGGCCUCCCAAAGUGCUGGGAUUACAGGCGUGAGCCACCGCACCCGGCCCUAAACAUAAUUCUUAAGAGCACUGGGAUAUCUCCUGAAAAGGUUUAUGAAAAAGAAGAAUCUCAUCUCAGUGAAGGAUACUUCUCAUUUUUAAAAAAAGCUUAAAACUUUGAAGUUAGCUUUAACUUAAAUAGUAUUUCCCAUUUAUCGCAGACCUUUUUUAGGAAGCAAGCUUAAUGGCUGAUAAUUUUAAAUUCUCUUUCUUGCAGGAAGGACUAUGAAAAGCUAGAAUUGAGUGUUUAAAGUUCAACAUGUUAUUUGUAAUAGAUGUUUAAUAGAAUUUCUUCUACUUUGCUGCUAUGGUUUUCUCCAAGAGCUACAUAAUUUAGUUUCAUAUAAAGUAUCAUCAGUGUAGAACCUAAUUCAAUUCAAAGCUGUGUGUUUGGAAGACUAUCUUACUAUUUCACAACAGCCUGACAACAUCUCUAUAGCCAAAAAUAGCUAAAUACCUCAAUCAGUCUCAGAAUGUCAUUUUGGUACUUUGGUGGCCACACAAGCCAUUAUUCACUAGUAUGACUAGUUGUGUCUGGCAGUUUAUAUUUAACUCUCUUUAUGUCUGUGGAUUUUUUUCCUUCAAAGUUUAAUAAAUUUAUUUUCUU